AUGGAAGAAUCUGAGAUGAUAGAGGACGAGGAAAUAGAACAAAGGGACAUAAUUGCUGACCCAACAAGAAAAGAGCUAGAAAAGGUCAUUGGGAAAAAUGCAAAUGGAAAAUCACCAGGAAAAGAUGGAAUUAAUAUCGAACUCAUUAAAUAUGAAGGCAACGAAUUGAAAGAAAGACUAUUUUCUCUAAUUCAGAAUAUAUGGAAAAAGCAAAAAAAUGCCGAGAGAGUGGGAAAUAGGAGAGGUGAUAAACAAUCCAUAAAGAAGAUGACCAACAAAUAUGUCAAAAUUAUAGAGGAAUAA
Psylliodes chrysocephalus is the source of this 303-nucleotide messenger RNA. The record is from the annotation of a GenBank genome assembly. NCBI's taxonomy places the organism in Eukaryota, Metazoa, Arthropoda, Insecta, Coleoptera, Chrysomelidae.